Molecule: messenger RNA, 348 nt
Organism: Fusarium subglutinans
Lineage: Eukaryota; Fungi; Ascomycota; Sordariomycetes; Hypocreales; Nectriaceae
Product: histone specific chaperone chz1
Exons: 3
Coding region: 1-348 (115 amino acids)
Source: RefSeq, a predicted model, not a curated record
AUGGCCGACAACAACGCUACUCUUCCCCAGGAUCCUUCCCAGGUCCAGGGCGCUAUCUUUGCCGAGGAGAAGGGAAAGGGAAAGGCCCCUGCUGAGCAUGAGGACACUGCUAUGGAUGAGGAUGACGAAGAUGACAGCGAUGAUGAUGAUGAUGAGGAGGUCCCCGAAGCUGAUGAGGAAGAUGGCUUGGAGGAGAUUGACCCCAGCAACAUUGUCGAAGGUCGCCGUACUCGAGGUGCCCAAAUUGACUUCGCCAAGGCCGCCGAGCAAGUCCCUGCCGACGACGAGGAUGAGGAAGACGAUGAAGACUUCCAGCCCCCCAACGAGGACACCAAGAUGUCUGACUAA